This is a messenger RNA of Rhodotorula graminis WP1, 424 nucleotides long. RefSeq lists its product as uncharacterized. The record is from RefSeq and is a predicted model, not a curated record. Gene Ontology annotation, biological process: transcription initiation at RNA polymerase II promoter; RNA polymerase II preinitiation complex assembly. The annotation marks the transcript as partial. NCBI's taxonomy places the organism in Eukaryota, Fungi, Basidiomycota, Microbotryomycetes, Sporidiobolales, Sporidiobolaceae. Gene Ontology annotation, cellular component: transcription factor TFIIA complex. The transcript is spliced from 4 exons. Gene Ontology annotation, molecular function: TBP-class protein binding; RNA polymerase II general transcription initiation factor activity.
CAUGUCGGCCAGUGCUGCCCCUGCCGAGGCUGCCACCCAGACCCCGUUCUACCAGAUCUACCGCCGCUCGGCCCUCGGGACGGCGCUCGUCGAGGCCCUCGAUGAGCUCAUCAACAGCGGCCACAUCAACCCGCAGCUCGCCCUCAUGACCCUCAACCAGUUCGACAAGUCGGCGAGCCAGGCCCUCCAGAAGGACGUCAAGGCCAAGGCCAACGUCAAGGCCCAGAUGCGCACCUACAACCACGUCAUGGAUGUUUGGACGUUCGUGCUGCAGAACCCGACCUUCAAGCUCGAGAACAACAACGAGAUCCUCAACGUCCAGGGCAAGUGCCGCAUCGUCGCGUGCAAGUCGGGCGACGCGCCGGCCAAGUGAGCGCUCGUCGCCCUCGUUCGGCCCGACCCGCACCGCCCAGGAACUCGCACG